Messenger RNA from Helianthus annuus (common sunflower), 6521 nucleotides. Its product is annotated as disease resistance protein RPV1. Bases 269 to 4378 code for a protein of 1369 amino acids. Lineage: Eukaryota; Viridiplantae; Streptophyta; Magnoliopsida; Asterales; Asteraceae. The transcript has 9 exons. Gene Ontology annotation, molecular function: protein binding; ADP binding. The record is from RefSeq and is a predicted model, not a curated record. Gene Ontology annotation, biological process: defense response; signal transduction.
UAUGGUAAAAUAUUAUUAUGAUUUUGUUUACGUGUAAUAUAUAAUGUAUUUACGUAAGGUAAGUUUGUAAAAAAUACAUCAUGUCAGACAAUACAUUGACUUUUUAUCAGGUCUUCUCCUUAUCCUUUGGUGUGUGGUUCACAUCUCGGCUCCAAUCUUUAAUAUACAUUUUGCAGAUUAAAACAUUCAUCUAAUCACUACUCUUUUUGUGGAAAAUUCUUCAAAAAACGAUUUGAUUCCAUUUGGAUCUGUGAAGAGCAAACCUUCAAUGGCUUCAUCUUCUUCUUCUUCUGCAACUUCCAGCGAUCACAACAAGAAGAGGUAUCAGUACGAUGUAUUCUUAAGCUUCAGCGGUGAAGACACCCGUAGAAGCUUCGUCGAUCAUCUAAACAAUGCUCUUCAGGGGUACGGUAUUCGCACUUUCAAAGACGACGAGAGACUCCAAAAAGGCAAAGAGAUCAAAGACGAGCUCUUGAAGUCUAUUGAAGACUCCAGGAUCUGCAUUAUUGUUUUCUCUAAGAAGUACGCAUCUUCAUCCUGGUGUUUGGAUGAGCUCGUAAAGAUUAUGGAGUGCCAGAAGACACCCGAUCAAAUUGCGAUCCCUGUGUUCUAUGAUGUAGAACCCACUGAAGUUCGCAAACAAAGCGGGUCAGUUGGAGAAGCAUUUGCCAAGCAUACGAAUAAGGUGGUCGUUUGGAAACCCCUUACCAAGAACGUUUUAAAAAAAGCGCAUGCUAGACAUACCAUUAAAAAGUUGGGGAAAUGGAGAAAGGCUUUGAAAGAUGCAGCCAAUUUGUCUGGAUGGGAGUUGAAGAACACUGCUGAUGGACAUGAAGCAAAAGUCAUCAAAAAAGUUGUUAAGCAGGUUUCACUCGUGUUAGGGUCUAUUAAUACGGGGGUUGAUGAGAAUUUAGUAGGCAUGGAACAGAGGAUGCAAGAUCUCGAUCCUUACUUAGGGAUUGGUAUGGAUGAUGUCCGCAUAAUAGGGAUCAAGGGCAUGGGAGGUGCUGGGAAGACAACUUUGGCGCGAGCUAUUUUUGAUAAACUAUCCAUUGAUUUCGAGGGUAGAAGCUUUGUUGAAAAUGUGAGGGAAAAAGCCUCUAAGUCGGGUUUGGAGAAGUUGCAAAAACAAGUCCUUCGAGAUGUAUUAAAGGAUAAAGGCCUUACUGUAAGUAGUGUUCAUCAAGGGAGAAACAUGAUAAAAACAAGGUUAUGUGGGAAAAAAGCUCUAGUUGUUCUCGAUGACGUGGAUCAUAGAGACCAACUUGAGGCAUUAGCUGGUAAUCCUAAUUGGUUCAAGUUGGGAAGUAGAAUUAUAGUUACAACUAGAGACGAGCAGGUGCUCAUAGCACAUGGAGUGAAAUGUAUCCAUGAGGUCACUCUGUUGUCGAAUAUGGAAGCAAUUCGCCUGUUCCGUUUGCAUGCAUUUCGAGCAGAUAGUCCAACUGAGGAGUAUGAAAUGCAAGCAUUUGAAGUUGUACAUUAUGCUGAUGGUCUCCCCUUAACAAUCAAAGUUUUAGGUUCACUUCUGUGUGGUAAAACCAAGCUUGAGUGGAUAGAAGCAUUACGAAGACUCAAAACAAUUCCUUUACAGGAAACAUUAAAAAAAUUGGAACUAAGCUAUGAAAGCCUGGAGGAUGAUUACAAGCAAAUAUUCCUAGAUGUGGCAUGCUUCCUCAAAGAUUGGGAAGAAGAUGAUGUAAUAAGAAUGCUUCAGAGCUGUGGAUUUCACGCUACAAAUGGUUUACAAGUUCUUGAGAAAAAAUCUCUCUUAACUUUAAAUAAAAGUUCUGAUUCAUUUAUACAAAUGCAUGACCACUUAGUGGAACUGGGCAAGUAUAUUGUACGUCGUAAGCAUCCGGAUAAGCCCAACAAACAUAGCCGAUUAUGGGUUCAAGAGGAAAUUGAAAAUGUCUUGUCUGAUAACUCGGGUAGCGUUGCAGCAAGAUAUAUACAACUAAAUAUCACUCCUAGUACUUUUCUUGAAGGUUUGGGAAACAUGAAAAAUCUUAGAUGCCUUAUUGUGAACAGAAGAGAGUACGAAAAAGAUUUUACCCAAAAAGAUUUUUCCGGUUAUGUGAAGAUUGACGAAGCUUGCGUAUGCAUUCCAAAUUCGUUACGAUACAUAUGUUGGUUCCAAUACCCUCUCUGGCAUUUACCCAAAACAUUUGAAGGAAACAAUCUUGUUGCACUUAAAAUGCCUAACAGUGAAAUCAAACAACUUUGGGAAGGGGGAAAGGUUACGAAGAACCUCCGAUUUCUUGAUUUGAGUUUUUCAAAAUUACAGAGCCUUGACCUUGGGCUGACACACAGUCUUGAGUGGUUACAUCUUGAAGGUUGCAUUGGUUUGGAAAAAAUUGACGUGGAAGGUGGAUGUCUAAAAAGCCUUGUGUAUUUAAACCUAACUAACUGCUCGAAUUUGAAAUGUAUUUUGUUUAUAGAGCAGUUGGAAUCUCUUGAGGUUCUUUAUAUAGGUAAAUUAGAUCUGAAGGAAUUCCCGGAUUAUAUAAUCACAGGGCACUCCCGCAAUACUUUGCUAGAGCUUCAUCUUUCACAAAAUACCUAUAUAGAAGUACCCUCAUCAAUUGGAAAUCUUCAUAAGCUUGUCUCUCUACAUCUCGAUGGUUGCAUUAAUGUCAAGAGUCUUCCAGGAAGCAUUUGUAAUUUACAACAAUUGAGGUCUCUUAAUCUUUCUUUCACUGGCAUAAAGGACUUGCCAGAGGACCUUGGUCUACUGGAAUGUUUAGAAGAGCUAAAUUUAACUUAUACAGAAGUUAAGCAUCUUCCUGAGAGCAUUUGUAUGUUGAAACAUCUCAAAACUUUACUUCUUCGAUGGUGUAGUUCUCUUGAGAAGUUACCUGAGGAUGUUGGCCAUUUAGAAUCUUUGGAGAUAUUACAUCUACAAUCUUGCCGUAAGUUAAGAGAAGUUCCGAAUAGCAUUUGUAAGUUGAAAUGUCUCAAAGAGUUGGAGCUUAGAGGAUGUAGCAGGGUUGAAAAACUGCCUAACGAACUUGAAAAUUUAAAAUGUCUACAAUUAUUAGAUGUUCACGGCACCGGCAUAAUUCACCUUCCACAUAGCAUUUAUUCAUUGAAAGGUUUGAAAAUUGAAAGAUCCAAAUUGAAAGAUCAAAAAUUAGAGGAUUAUAUUCAGUUAUGUGCCAAAUAUGAUUCUGAGAAGCGUCAAACACAGGGUUUUCAACAUCUAAGAACCCUUGACCUUGGAAGAUGUGGCAUAGAAGAAGUGCCUGAGGCCGUUGGGCAAUUGGAAUGUUUAGAAGCGCUACGUUUAGAUUGUAGAAACAUUGAAUAUCUACCUGAUACAAUUUGUAUGCUGAAACAUUUGAAAAAACUCGUUCUCAUAAGUUGUUUAUAUCUUGAAAAGUUACCUGAUGAUGUCGGCCAAUUAAAAUCAUUAGAGGAGAUACAGCUAUUAAGGUGCUAUAAUACAAGGGAUAUUCUGAAUAACAUUUGUACGUUGAAACAUCUGAAACUGUUAUUUCUUGAAGGUUGUGAUAGCAUUGAAGAAUUGCCUGAGGCCGUAGGGCAAUUGGAAUGUUUAGAAGGGCUACUUUUACGUGAUACACAUGUUAGACAUCUCCCUGAUAGCAUUUGUAUGCUGAAACACUUGAAAAAACUCAUUCUUGAACAUUGUGUACGUCUUGAGAAGUUGCCUGACGAUGUUGGCCAAUUAGAAGAAUCUCUGGAGGUAUUAUCUCUACAAAGGUGCUAUAGCAUUAGAGAUAUUCCAAGCAGCAUUUGUAUGUUGAAACAACUGAAAAGACUGGACCUUUGUCAUUGUUUCUGUCUUGAGAAGUUACCAGAGGAUAUUGGCCAGUUAGAAUCUUUGGAGAUAUUAUAUCUAAUAAGGUGCUAUAAUAUAACAGAGAUUCCAAACAGCAUUUGUAGUUUACAGCAUUUGAGAACUCUUAACCUUUCUUACACUCACAUAGAGGAAUUGCCAGAGGACCUUGGCCAACUAGAGUGUUUAGAGCACCUUGAUUUAAGUUAUACAAAAGUUAAACAUCUCUCUGGUAACAUUUGUAUGUUGAAACAUCUCAAAACCCUAUCUCUUUUCGAUUGUCAGCUUCUUGAGAAGUUACCUGAGGAUGUUGGCCUAUUAGAAUCUUUGGAGAAAUUAGAACUAUCACUUUGCCCUAAUUUAAGAGAAAUUCCCAACAGCAUUUGUAAGUUGAAAUGCCUCAAACAGUUGUUCCUUAAAGUAUGUAGGAGGGUUGAAAAACUGCCAGACAAACUAGGAAACUUAAAAUGUUUAGAACAUUUAGAAGUUUCGGGUACUGGCAUAACUCACCUUCCACAGAGCAUUUAUUCAAUGAAAGGUUUGAAAAUCAUCUUCAAACCCAAUGAUCAUUUGUUGUGAUGAGGUUUACACAGAGUGAAGGAAGGAAGGAGGUAGGGUUUUAUAGAUGGGGCUUAGAAGAAAUUGUAGGAGGCCCUUGGGCAAUUGAUGAGCCAAGAUUUACAGAUUGAUCAACAAAAAUGUCACCAAUCCAAUUUACCCACAAAACCUAAUUUCCCAACGUUUUUCACAACAAUCCCACAGUUUCAUCAAGUUCUUACCCAAUUAACAGAUUGGUAGCCGAACAAUUAGCCUGUAAGCGCCUUGAACGAUAUAUACAAAUGGCUAUAAGAUUUUGGCUUGAAGCGGGCUGCUGUUACAAAUGCUCGGAGAUCAAAUGCUGAGUUGCUGAUUUCAGUGUUCAAACUACAAGAGUUCUUCGAAGUCAUUGUUUAAGCUGAAGAAUUUGCAGGACCAAAACCUGUUCAUGAUUUAUACCUGAAAGCUCUUUAAUUAUGCACUUAACAGUAUCUCCAAAUCGCACAUAUGUGUUUGAGGGUGUAACAAAAAGAGCGAUAAAGACAGCAUGAGAAUCAGAAGACGGCGAUUGUGAAGGAGAGAGUUUGGAGGGAUAAAAUGGGCCCUGCCACUCUUCCGACUGCCUCCCUCGCCGGUGUUGUGAUGAAUGGUGGUUGUACCCAUAAAGGACGGUGGCUGCACUUAGGGUUCCGCCUGUUGAACCCGGCCCAACCGACUGUCUAGCAGCGGCGGCGGCGGACAUCCUUGAUGGUUGGUUUACAGCGUUGGUGGUGGUAGGGAUGUAGCAGGCAGCAACCAUGGUGGGGUUAUCAUUAUUUUAUCUGUUACCGAUUUCAUGCUCAGUGUUUCGUUUCGAUUGAAGGUACAAUCUUAAUUAGUAUAUUUUAUAUUUGAUUUUUAAACUUCUUGAUGAUCUUUUGGGAAUUUUUAACUUACCACGUUUAGAUUUUUGGGGUUUGAUGUGUGUGGCCUUUGGCAAUGCUGGUGAUUUUUGGGGAUUAAUUCCUUUUCCAUCCAAUUAAUUGCAUGUUGUCUCUACUUUUCCAUCUUUUUGUUUUGUUAGUGUUUUAUUGCAGUUCAUAUGCUCUUUAUCAUUGGGUUUGUUUGUUGAAUGUGUUUUCCUUGCAUGUGCGGCUUUUUGGGUUUCAUUUUGUCUUCCACAUGAUCGUCCUUCGGUUUUCCUAGUUGUAAGUGUUGUUAAUCAUGAUUGUGAAGUAAUAAUUUUGUGAUAUCUGACAAGAGGUGAAGAACCCUAAUUAGAGAAAGAGAGAGAUUCGAUUACGGUCUCCGACGAAAAGUUCGCAACCCACCUCUCCAGCGGUGGUGGGUUCAAGGGUGAUCUGUGGUGUGCCGGUGGUGGUUCAUCACGGCAACAUCCGCCUCUACGGUGGCUCUAAACAGACAUACCAGCGAUGGCGGUCUUUGUCGUGACGGUCGGCUUUCGGUGCUCACAAUCGUCGAGCCUAACGACGGCUAGGGUUACAGAAUGGAAGAUGAUGAUGGUGAAGGUUCUGGUGUUUGGUUGUACUGGCCAGAUUUCUGGCGACAUGUUAAAUUACAUAGGAAAGGUUGAAGAUAUCAACCAUGUUGACACCGAAAGUGACAACAACCUUAUGCUACUAAAGCUCGAAUGCAUCAGAUCACAUUGGUUCAACAACCUUGACUGUUUUUAAUCAAGCAAUAACAUCCAUGGUCGUGUCCAAUGGCCAUACUACAAGAGCUUCACACAACUAAAGGAAAAACACAAAUAUUGCAGCUUUAACAACAGCAAAAGGGCGAUAAAAGUGCCAUAUAAAAUUCUCUAUGAAUCGAGACUUCGAUAGCACUAUCGACAUCGGAACACCUUAUGUGAAAUCCACCUCACCUAUAAUGCGGCCGACUCGAAUUCCUGACACACCAACUGCAGCAAAGGAUCAACAGGCGUCUUCAAAAGGACAACGGGUGACUUCUGUUAACAUGUUAGCCACUGAACAUAUUAAUUCCAAUUUAUCUCAAUUGACGUUUAUACAUUUAUAUAAGGUGAAUUUCACACAAGUAUCAGAUGGAUGAGACAAAAUGGGUCAAAGGUCGGUCGUUGGUAAAGAGAAUGUAAGUCUCAAGUUUUUCAAUGCAUUUAAACUAGACAAUAGAGUCUUUCCAUUGUUAUUGUUAAGCAGAUCAAAAGUCUUAUGUAUUCACAGAUCCA